This is a messenger RNA of Rubroshorea leprosula, 1327 nucleotides long. NCBI's taxonomy places the organism in Eukaryota, Viridiplantae, Streptophyta, Magnoliopsida, Malvales, Dipterocarpaceae. The record is from the annotation of a GenBank genome assembly.
UGUCAUGGGGCCCAGGAUCCGAAUCUGACAUGGCUCAAAACUCCUCCAGCCAAUAAAAAUUUUACACGUGGCAUUAAUCUAAAAUUUUGCAAUUUAUGGUGUAAACAAUAGUUUUCCUCGUUCAUCCGCAGACCAUUUUUAAACUUGUGAAGCCGCCGACUUCCUUAUCGUGCUACAAUACGUUUUCUUCUCCGAAUCCCUUGAUUUCCCUUUUCUUUUCUCUCUUGAGAAUAAAUUUUUGGAAAUAGAGAUUCCACUAACAAUCCGUGAUUUUGCGGGGGAAUUUCAGACCUCAUUGCCGUUCUUCUCCCUCCUCAAUCCGUGUACCUCUGGUGUGUGUGGGUGUUCUUUCUUCCAUUUUCUGAUGCUACUUAGAGAUGGAUGAUUCAAGUAGGGCUGAUCUUGUAAGCUUCCUCAAAGUUAUUCCCCCUGUGGAUUUCUGCUGCAUAUAUGGCUCAACACUCCAUCCAAGCAAUCACGAUAAGUCAACGAUGGUAGAUUACAUUCUUGGCGUGUCAGACCCCCUGCAAUGGCAUUCUGAGAAUCUUAAAAUGAAUGCAGAUCACUAUGCAACGUGGAUGGUGCUGCUUGGUGGGGCAAAACUGAUUACUGAAGUUGCUGAUGAAAUAGGUGUUGGGGUACACUUCAAUCCAUUUGUUACUUGGAAUAACAAGAUGCUAAAGUAUGGGGUUGUUCGAAUGCACAACUUGGUCCAUGACAUACUGAAUUGGGAGAGAUUUUACUUGAGUGGCCGUUUACAAAAACCAGUAAACAUUCUUUUGGAUAAUCUGGACAUUGAAAAUGUAAACUCUGUUAAUUUGAGGGCUGCACUGUCUGUGGCUCUUCUCCUUUUACCUCCCAAAUUCACUGAGGAAGAUCUGUAUGCCAAAAUAUGUAGCCUCUCAUACAUGGGUGACUUGCGUAUGCUUUUUGCAGAGGAUAGAAACAAGGUGAAAAAAAUUGUCCAUGGGCAAUUUUAUUCAUUCCAGUCCAUGUAUAAGCCAUUUCUUGAGGAGUAUGAGGGCCAAGACUUCUUGAGGUCGUCAUCAUCUGGAAGUCACCAGGCAUACAUAUUGCAGGUUGGAAACCAAAAUUGGUUGUAAAUUGUAUUCUUACAUCUCUAACUUCCCAAAGUGUGCUUGACAUUUUUCUGUCAUGUAGAAGUAAAAUUCUUGAGUGCAGUGUUUAACUUUUGAACUCUUUUAAUAUUCAAUGUUGUAUGAUAUGAGGUCAUAUUGCAUAUUUUGCUUAUAUGUGCAUUCUUGACGAAGCAGUCUUGAUGAACUUGCACCCAGUGAGCCAACAUCAUUAAAAAACAUUUUUAUUA